Molecule: messenger RNA, 1487 nt
Organism: Neltuma alba
Lineage: Eukaryota; Viridiplantae; Streptophyta; Magnoliopsida; Fabales; Fabaceae
Product: ELMO domain-containing protein C
Exons: 11
Coding region: 117-1148 (343 amino acids)
Source: RefSeq, a predicted model, not a curated record
CACGAAACGGUCACCUUCAUCUUUGGCGCAUUUCGUUAUCCACAGAAACUCAUUGCUUAUGUGCGCCAUUUGCUGUUUAUAUUGUUACAAUUUAGGAUAUUGAAGUAAACGCAUAAAUGUCACCAAAAAUAUUGAGAAGAAGACUCCAUCAUGGAGACAUUGACGGCAAAGUGCAAGAGCAUUUGGACACUUCAGAAAACUUGGAUGCUUCAAGUGAGCCCUUGUUGGAGGACCCUGACUAUAACAAGAAAGGAAUUCAAAAGUUGGACAAUUCAAAAGUGAAAGCAUCCACGCUUGAAGACAUAUGGAAUGAUGAAAGAAAAAAGGAACAACUACAUUGGACCUUCUUAUAUUCACAACUGAUUACACAAUGGGCGCAUACUCUAGGAAGGUGGACUAGUGUACGGGUUUCAACAAGUCCUCUGUCAAAGUCAAACAAUGCAGUUGGAUCUAGAUCACUGAUUUCUCGCCUUUUGUCCCACUCUCCUAAUACUCCAAAUAGACAAAGCAAUAGGAUGCUCCCUCCUUCUCUUAGUCCUUUGCAGGAAGAAAGACUCAGACAUGUACAGGAACGGCUUCAAGUUUCCUUCGAUGGUUCUAGAACAGAGCACCAAGAUGCACUGAAACAGUUGUGGAAAUUGGCUUUUCCCGACAGGGGCCUUCCUCCUCUUAAAUCUGAGCUUUGGAAGGAAAUGGGAUGGCAAGGUGAGGACCCUUCAACAGAUUUUAGAGGUGGAGGGUAUAUAUCAUUAGAGAAUCUUAUCUUUUUUGCCCAGACGUUUCCAGACUCAUUCCAGCGGUUAUUGCAUAAAAAGGAUGGAACCAGAGCAGACUGGGAAUAUCCAUUUGCUGUAGCUGGAAUCAACGUAUCUUUCAUGUUGGUGCAGAUGUUGGAUCUUAAUGCAGGAAUUCCAUCCUCUUCGGCGGGAAUCCGUUUCCUAGAGAUGCUAGAAGAGGAUGAAAUGACAUUUGAUAACCUUUAUUGCAUUGCCUUUCAAAUGAUGGAUGCUCAGUGGCUUGCCAAACAUGCUUCCUAUAUGCAUUUUAAUGAUGUUCUGAAGUCUACAAGAACGCAGCUAGAGCGUGAGCUUGCGCUUGAGGAUAUAACCACUGUGAAAGAUAUGCCAGCUUACAACUUGUUGAGAUAAUUGUGUGGAAAUAAACCACAUCAAAGCAUACGCUCAGCACCAAGGAACUUGUACAUAAAGUGUCUCGACCCAAUAAAUUCAUGUUGGUUUUGACCCUCGAGAGUUGACUCGCCGCAUAGUAUCUGGUAGGAAUAGUUAGUAUAUUCUCUGUUGCUAUGGAGUAAACAUAAUGUGACUGAUAAUUGUUGCAGGGUUAACUAACCGAAGUUUCUUAGUAUUUAGAUGAACUUUUUAGCAUUUUAAGCCAUGUUAGCUCAUGAUAUUUUCUGUUCAGAACUAUGCUUUUGUAAAGUUUGUUUUGGUUGUAAAACCUAUUGGUUAUAUAUAUGAAUGAACAUA